This is a messenger RNA of Erythranthe guttata (spotted monkey flower), 948 nucleotides long. It is a transcript of the gene COP9, whose product is annotated as COP9 signalosome, subunit CSN8. The record is from RefSeq and is a predicted model, not a curated record. Gene Ontology annotation, cellular component: COP9 signalosome. Gene Ontology annotation, biological process: COP9 signalosome assembly; protein deneddylation. Lineage: Eukaryota; Viridiplantae; Streptophyta; Magnoliopsida; Lamiales; Phrymaceae.
UUUCCAGCACUACCCGUAUUCACCACGACCCGGCUUACACCACCACUCCCACUACAGACAAAAAAUUCCCUACAGAAGAAGAAGAAGAAAACUCCACCUUCCGCCAUUGAUGGAUACCUCCGCUCUGAACGAAGCUCUGGCCUUCAAAUCAUACGAUAAGAUCGCCGACAUAUGCGACAAUCUCAUGCUUCAGGUUGCAUCGGAGGGCGUCGCUUUUCAAGACGAGUGGCCGUACGCCGUUCAUCUCCUGGGCCACAUAUAUAUCAAUGACAUUAAUAGUGCGAGGUUUUUGUGGAAGAAGAUACCAGUGGCGGUGAAAGAGGGCCAGCCGGAAUUACAGGCUGUCUGGGAAAUUGGGCAGAGGGUGUGGAUGAAAGAUUACGGCGGCGUUCAUGAAGCCAUUCGAGAGUUCAGCUGGAGCGCACAGACUCAGGGCAUCGUUGCAGCUUUUUCCGAACUUUACACUAAAAGGAUGUUCGAAUUGCUGGUUUCGGCUUAUUCAACAAUAAGCAUUCAAGAUACAGCUGUUUUCCUUGGUAUGACAGAGGAGGACGCUGCAAACUAUGCAGUGCAAAGAGGUUGGACUGUGGAUUCUGAAUCGCAAACGAUGACUGUGAGGAAGCAUAAAGUUGCGACAGAACAGAAAUUGGAUCCGAGUAAAUUACAGCGCCUCACUGAAUAUGUUUUUCAGCUUGAGCACUGAUUUUACAAUUUAUUAGGUUCGAAAAUGUGUUUUAUUGCGUCAUUGCCAUUUACUUCGAAAUUUGAAAAGGAAAAAAAAUGCUUCAGAACUUGGUGAAUGGACCACCGGUGAAAGUGUAGAUCGACUUUUAUCGUCCGUAAUCCCGAAGAUGCCACAAUUCUUGUUAAUCAGUUGCUAACUUAUUCUAUUACGAUCAUGUUAUACUGAAAGAUUAAAACGUAUAAACUACGUUUAUAUGGUUUUAA